This is a messenger RNA of Brassica rapa (field mustard), 2210 nucleotides long. RefSeq names its product serine-rich adhesin for platelets. The record is from RefSeq and is a predicted model, not a curated record. Lineage: Eukaryota; Viridiplantae; Streptophyta; Magnoliopsida; Brassicales; Brassicaceae.
CAAUUCGAAAAGAAGAAAAAGAAAAUAAUUAAUUAAUUAAAAAAAAAGAAAACGAAAAAGACACUUUUACUUUGUUUUAUUAUUUCAUUUUGCGUUCUUUAAUAGAAAAACAUGGCAAGGAUUUCACUAGCGUUAUGUCUGAUGUUAGUAGUAACAUCAAGUGUGAUUUAUGAAGCGCGAGGGCAUUUCUUGUUGAAGGAUUACUUGAAGACUAAAUUUCCAAGCAAGAGCAGCGAAUUUACGCCAUACGUUAACAGGGGUUUGACAGAGUUCUUGACCGACCUUGAACGUUUUUGUCCACCGACUCCAGAGUUCAAAAGUUUCUUCACAGAGUUCAAGUCUUUCUUUAGCUCCAUCGAAACGUCAUCGUCCACAUCACAAAACGUCGACGUCGAGAAAAAAGGUGACGGGCUUUUCAAAGCUGUGUCUGCAAUAACUGGUGGUGCAGGCCAACAAUCUGCGGAAGCAGGGAGUUUCAAAUCUACCAUGAUCUCUAUGGCAAAGACUUUGGUUGAGCAGAAAAAGAGUACAACGACGAUAACGUCUACUGAAAAGAAAACGCUAGUCACAUCGAUGGUGCAGUGGACUAAAACGAUUGCUACAACCGUGAAGACGGCUUGUGAGAAGAAAGGAAAGAAAAUCGACAUAAACUCUUUUGGACUUAACGUUGAUGUUAACUCUGUCAUGACUGUUAGUGAAAGCCGCCAGAGUAGCUCUUCAUCCUCCAAAUCCAGUCAUGAAUCCUCAUCAAAAUCUUCAACUUAUGCCGCUAGAGCGGAGACUGCCGCUUCAGCAAAGGCUAAAGAAACCAGCGGUGCUAGAGCAGAGACUGGCGCUACAGCAAAGGCUAAAGAAAACACCGGUGCAAGCGCCGAGAAGGAUGAGAAGGCUGAAAAGAAGGCUGAGAAGAAGGCUGAGAAGGCUGAGAAGAAGGCUGAGAAGAAUGAGCAGAAGGCUGAGAAGAAUGAGCAGAAGGCUGCUACUUCAUCAGCCAAAACCAAAGAAGCCUCCUCGACCAAAGCUGGUGCAGCUUUCAGAGACACGACAGGUGGAUCUGCGGGAAGCCCGAGAGGAAGUCCCACUGCUGGUAAGGAUAAAACCGCAGGAAGCCCGAGAGGAAGCCCCACUGCUGCUAAGGAGAAAACCUCUGUCAAAGGAACCGGAAACGCUGCUGGUUCCGUGAACCAACAACAAUCCAACGCUGGAAGCAGCAGAGGAAGUGGAAGUGCUGCUGCUUCCACGAACCAACAACAAUCCAACGCUGCAAGCAGAGGAAGUGCUGCUUCCACGAACCAAGAAUCGAAGAAAACGGCGAGCUCAAAGUCAUCAUCGACCACAUCAGUGACAGAAAUCGAGAAAGAGACUUCACAAGAAACAAUGUCAUUCAUAUCAGGACUUGAGAAGAGGUUUGCACAAAAGGCAGAACUCAAACCCUUCUUCGAGAAGCUCAAGGCUUCCAUGACUGCCUCCUCAAGGGUUUCUUCCACCAAGUCCGAACAAGAAUAUACUAAUACAGCCAAAUCAACCACUGGUAAACUAUCUGAUGCCAUGACUUUCGUCGGUUCAAGAUUUAGCAAAUCAGCAGAGAUGAAGAGCACCAUCCAGACUACCCAACAACAAUUGAUCAAGAAUCUUCAACAAUUUCAAAAUCUCAACAGCCAAAUCGUGGGCGAACAGAAAGUAUCAUCGACAAAAGAGACAGAGAUUAAGAAGACCAUGUCAAAGAUUGAACAAGUCACAACCCAGUUUGUCGAGACUGCUGCUUCUUCAAGCUCGUCUUCAUCUAAGCAAGAGACCGCUGCUUCUCAGCAGUCUCAGAAGCAGACCAUGGCCUCAUCUAAGAAAGAGACCGCUGCUUCUUCUCAGCAACAGACCCAGCAACAGACCCAGCAGCAGACCCAGCAACAGACCCAGCAGGAGAACGGUAUGGGUAGGCUCAAGACCAAUUAAGAAGCUGUACGUACUAAUACGCGGAAAAUCAGCAGGAAUGACAAUCCAGUAAUGCCAAAUAUUUAUUUAUUAUAAUUAGUAGCUAAACUAUCAGAUAUAUUUUUUUUGUAUAUAAAACUAAGAUCGGUAUAGGCCAGCAGUGUCUAGCUAAAGACCGACGUAUGCAUGUAAUAACUCUGUAAGACAAUACAGAUAGAAUGUAACCGCUCUGUAUGUUACAUACAGAAGCGAGUGAUUCCUAUAAAAAGGAUUUUGAAUAA